This is a messenger RNA of Xyrauchen texanus (razorback sucker), 1614 nucleotides long. Its product is annotated as basic leucine zipper transcriptional factor ATF-like. The coding region runs from base 615 to 989 and encodes 124 amino acids. The record is from RefSeq and is a predicted model, not a curated record. The transcript has 3 exons. NCBI's taxonomy places the organism in Eukaryota, Metazoa, Chordata, Actinopteri, Cypriniformes, Catostomidae. Gene Ontology annotation, cellular component: nucleus. Gene Ontology annotation, molecular function: DNA-binding transcription factor activity, RNA polymerase II-specific; RNA polymerase II cis-regulatory region sequence-specific DNA binding. Gene Ontology annotation, biological process: regulation of transcription by RNA polymerase II.
GACAUUAACUAUGAACAUGAUCCACUAACCGUUGACAACCAGAAAGUGUUCACAUAUUUUUACAGUUUAUAUUGUGUUAUCAUUUUAAAACCAAACAAACGUAUUUUUUGCUUGAAAAGUGUGCUUACGCAAACUUUCAUUAAAAUAAAUGGUAUUUGCAUUGAUAUUCUGUGAUAUAAUGCAAUACAUUCAUACGUCCCCAAAUACUUAUUUGUGCCACAGUACAUUUGGAGAAAUUAUGACAUGAUGCUUUGUCCGUCUGCCCUCUUUCUGAAGGUUCGCUGGCUCUACUGUGAAAAGGUUUUAUGCAAAGUUUCCAGGAACCAUGUGACUUCCAGUCUAGUGCUGUAGAGGUUUCUUAAAACCACAUCACACAUUACUAAUUAGGCAGUGCAAGAGAGAGAGAGCGAAAGAGUAAGAGUGAGAAGUAGAGAGAGAGAAAGAAAGCGUGCUAGAGCUGCUGUAUCUACUCAUUCGUCAGUGGACAGUGAUUAGUUCAGUUCUCUCUGCUGAGCACAUGCAGUCUUACAUACCCUGAGACAGAUAGAUAGAUAGACUGAAAUUCAGAGACAGACGCUGAAGGAGGUCAGAGGUUUCACAGGGACUGAAGUGGCAUGGCACAGGGCUCUGACAAUAACGAUACCAGCUACACCAAAUCCCCAUCACCCGGCAAUAAACAGGGUUCAACGGAUGAUGUGAGGAAGGUGAUGAGGAGAGAAAAGAACCGGAUCGCGGCGCAAAAGAGCCGAAUGCGACAAACUCAGAAAGCAGACAGCCUGCACCUGGAGAGUGAAAAUUUGGAGAAGGAAAACGCAGCGCUCAGGAAAGAGGUGAAAAGACUCACAGAGGAGGCCAAAUAUCUAUCCACGGUCUUGAGCAACCACGAGCCGCUGUGCACAGGCCUGAGCGGCGCUUCCACGGAGCUGCUGUACAGCCCGCACCACGGCGCGUUUCACCAGCAUAUCAGCGUGCCGCACUACCCGCUCUGACCGGCAGAGGCCGCCAGAGUCCUGCGCGGAAUCCGCCUAUGAAAGGCAGUCACUGAACUUUGGUUGAGUCAUAAAUCACGUAAAUAAUCAUCAGCGGGCAUUGCAGUGAUCUUGAAAUCAACUACGGAGGAUUGACUAUCAGAGAAAUAAAACAAAAGCCUCUAAAUAUAAGAUUUUUGGUGACAAUGAUCUCAUUUGUAAUAUAUAUAUAUAUAUAUAUGAUAGAUUUUUGUCUUAAAGUUAAUGAACUCCUGCUCCUUGAACAAAACUCAACGCAAUUUUUUAAGUAUAAAUGACAUGUCUGUAAAAUGCAAGCAUCUUAUCUAUAGUGUGCAACAUAGGCUACUUGCAAAGAUGCAUGCCAAUGACACAAUGAAUGUUUUAAACUUUAGAUUUCAUUAGAUGACAAGUCUGAUUCAUAUGAUCAUUUAGUUUAUUAUAUUUCUGUGAAAUGUUAAAUAAAUAACUGGACAAGGUUCUAACAAGAAAAUUAUGUUCAUUGUGUAUCCUGUUGACAAAUAUUGUGUGCGAAUGUUUUUCUAUAUGACUCAUUUAAGAUAUUGAAUUUAUCAAAUUUUCUCACUAUUUCUGUUCUAAACUCUUUGGUACCCUAAAGGCACCAAUA